AUGGCAGCGCAGCUUACAUCUUACGAGUCUCUUUUCUCGCAGUACAGAAAAUCGCUGCAAGAGUUCGGUGCUAGCUCGGAUGAUUUUCGCCUCCUGGAUAUUGUGCCUCCGGAUGGUGUACUCAAUGUUCAGCCGGGAAGCCUCUAUGUCUUAGACUCCUCGUUCAACCCGCCGACUAUCGCCCAUACCCAGAUGGUGACAACUGCAAUAAAGGCAGCAAAUGCCAAUGGCUCUCCGCCAUCAAGGGUGCUACUGCUACUAGCAAUUCAAAAUGCAGAUAAGCUACCGAAGCCAGCGUUGUUUGAGCAUCGCCUUGCCAUGAUGCGGCUGGCUGCCGAGGACAUCCAGCAGUCUCUCUCUCAGGAGGCCACGCGGGACGAGGGCGGGAAUAUUUGGGUUACGAAACACCCAUACUUUAUGGAUAAAGCAGUGGCCAUUACGGGUGACGGUAGUGUUUAUCCCAAAGAGAUAGAACAAGUCCAUUUGACGGGAUAUGAUACACUGGUUCGGAUCUUUGAACCCAAAUACUACGCUGAUGGAAAUCUAGGCGUUUUGGACCCCUUCUUUAGUCUGCACAGGCUCAGGGUGACGCUACGAACUGGUGCCGAUUGGGGUGAUAGGAGUGAGCAGAUGUCCUUCCUCGCUGACCUUGCCAGAGGGGAUAUGGAGAAGCUGGGUGCGAGGAGGGGAUGGGCGAGUCGUAUUGAGUUUGUGGAGAGCAAUGCGAUUGACAGAGCGCCGAUGAGCUCGACUGCCGCACGGAAUGCCGCCAAAGAUGACUUCAACCUGCUCUUCAAGCUGGUCACUCCGCGGGUAUAUGAGUAUAUCCGGAACCAGCAGCUCUAUGUCAACAAUGAAUGA
This is a messenger RNA of Microsporum canis CBS 113480, 861 nucleotides long. Its product is annotated as cytidylyltransferase family protein. Bases 1 to 861 code for a protein of 286 amino acids. The transcript has 2 exons. Lineage: Eukaryota; Fungi; Ascomycota; Eurotiomycetes; Onygenales; Arthrodermataceae. The record is from RefSeq and is a predicted model, not a curated record. Gene Ontology annotation, molecular function: ATP hydrolysis activity; nicotinamide-nucleotide adenylyltransferase activity. Gene Ontology annotation, cellular component: nucleus; cytoplasm.